GGGUAAAAAAAAGAAAAGAGUUGUUACAAAUCCGAAAAAUGAUUAAAGAUCCAAAAAAACAUGUACAACAACACAAUAAUGUCGAUCGAAUGGUAUAUAAUUAAUUAUAAUUUUUUCAUACAUAUGUUUCCUUUUUAUAUAGCUAUUAUCCACUCUAUAUAUGCAUAAACAUUAUUCUCCUUUUGUAUUUAAAAAAAAACACUAAGCUACUAUCAAAAAGUUAUGGCAAAAUCCAUAAGUCAUUCUCUACUUCUUUUCUCCUUUAUUAUAAUGUACAUAAGACUAAUAGCAUCUCUAGCAAGAGUAGCAGCCAUUUCUAAUAGCUACAAUGUCCUAACAUAUGGAGCGGUACCCGUCGGAAAGACGGAUUCGAGCAAGGCCUUCCUGGGAGCAUGGACCGCGGCUUGUGGGUCCACAGAAGCCGCGACCAUUUACGUGCCCCCGGGAACGUUCUUACUAGGAAGUGUGACUUUUGAAGGCCAAUGCAAGAGCAAUGCCGUAACGUUUCAAAUAGACGGCGUCCUUGUGGCCCCUUCUGACUUCAAUGUAAUCGGGCGCGAUGGCACGUGGAUCAAUUUCAAUAGCGUUUCCGGGGUUUCCAUUGUUGGCGGGACCAUCGACGGGCAAGGCGCUAGUCUUUGGGCAUGCAAACACGCGAAUAAAGAAUGUCCCCAAGGAACUACGGCGCUUGCUUUUUAUCACUCAAGUGACAUUGUAAUUAGCGGGUUAAAGUCACAAAAUAGCCAAAUGUUUCACAUUGUCAUCUACGGUUCCAACAAUGCUAGAGUAGAAAGUGUCACCAUCUCCGCUCCCGAAGAUAGCCCCAACACCGAUGGCAUUCAUGUAGAAUCGUCCUCUAACGUGAAAAUCUUGCAUUCUGUUAUUGGCACGGGCGACGAUUGCAUCUCUAUCGGCCCGGGGAGCUCCAACUUGUGGAUCAACGACAUCACUUGCGGCCCGGGGCAUGGAAUCAGCAUAGGGAGUCUAGGGUGGCAAGUACAAGAGGGAGGAGUAGAGAAUGUGACAGUGAGUGGGGCUUCAUUCUUUGGGACACAAAAUGGGUUUAGGAUCAAGACAUGGUCAAGGCCAAGCAAUGGGUUUGCCAGAAACAUCACUUUUGAGCAUGGAGUCAUGUCCAACGCCCAAAACCCCAUCAUUAUUGACCAGAACUACUGCCCUUCUCACCCCAAUGGUUGCCCUAACCAGGGUUCUGGUGUGAAAAUAAGUGGCAUAAAUUUCCAAGACAUUCAUGGGACAUCAGCAACACAAGUGGGUAUAGAGUUGAAUUGUAGCCCAAAAGAGUCAUGUGAUGGCAUAACAUUAAACAAUGUUAAUUUGGGAUACAAAAAUGGAGCAGCCCAAUUGUCUUGUGCUAAUGCUCACUUCACAUACUUGAAUUCAUCAUUUAACCCAUCAUCAGGAUGCCUCAUCAAUGCCAUCUAAACCUAUAUAUUUAUAUCUAGUUUAUAAUUAAUUAAUAUGCUGUAUUAUUUAUUUAUAGUUUUUUUCUUGUAGUUUACAUUUAUUGCUGGAAUUGUUAUUGGAAAAAAAGUGUUUUAAUUUCUUUAUUUCUUGCAUUAACAAUGUAAGGAAAAAGAAGAGUAGUACUCCCGCCGUUCACUAAAAUCCAUCCUCUUUCAUAUUUUUUCGCUUUGACCGAAACACUUUCUUUCUUUAUUAAAGUGACUAAUAUAUCUAAAUAAAGUCAUUGCAAUAUAAUCUACCCAUUUUG
Molecule: messenger RNA, 1732 nt
Organism: Cuscuta campestris
Lineage: Eukaryota; Viridiplantae; Streptophyta; Magnoliopsida; Solanales; Convolvulaceae
Source: the annotation of a GenBank genome assembly